Molecule: messenger RNA, 696 nt
Organism: Ogataea philodendri
Lineage: Eukaryota; Fungi; Ascomycota; Pichiomycetes; Pichiales; Pichiaceae
Exons: 3
Coding region: 1-696 (231 amino acids)
Source: RefSeq, a predicted model, not a curated record
AUGGGCGACAAAGAAACAGAAAAGAAGCAAGAACAAGCCGCUCAACAGCAGCCACAACAAGAACAACCAAAGGAACACCACAAGACCGAGAAGGCCAAGGAGUUUGGUAAAAGAUUAGGUGAUUCCACCAUUUUUGGUGCCGGUGCUACAAUUGUGAUAGUCGUAGUCCUGGUUCGAAAGAUCGUCCAGGUCUCUAAUCCAGUCCUGUUGGGCAUGGGGUGGGAGCACCUGCAAGCCAAGUUUGCGAAGGUUGACCAACUCCAGCAGCAACAGACCUUCGUUGAGUCAGACGAUAGCGAUUUCUGGGACAUAAUGGCAAUGCGGGAGUUGUCGUCGUGUCUGAUUGUCUUGAGGAUGUUGUUGAACGGCUCGACGAUCCAGUUGUUCCAGAAUCCCAGAGUUGUUUCCACCAAAUUCAAUCUGAACCACUGUAAGAUGGCUUCUCUGUUCGAAACCAAGUCGUACACCAGAUUUGGGCCGUACAGAACAGCAGUCACGAUCGGGAGCCAGUACUUGACUAGGUUGCGAGGCUCCUGGUUAGCUGCUCGUUUUGCCUCGAGCUCGGUUUUAAACGACGGAAUAGUGUCACACAGCAGAGCAAGCGACUUCAACGAGGCGUCCAGUGACGUAUCGGACAAGUCUUUUGCCGAAACGGAGUAUAAGUUGGCUAGUUUCGGGAUGAACUCUGUGAUAUGA